This is a messenger RNA of Ochlerotatus camptorhynchus, 5209 nucleotides long. RefSeq lists its product as uncharacterized. NCBI's taxonomy places the organism in Eukaryota, Metazoa, Arthropoda, Insecta, Diptera, Culicidae. Gene Ontology annotation, cellular component: plasma membrane; postsynaptic membrane; cell surface. Bases 747 to 5099 code for a protein of 1450 amino acids. Gene Ontology annotation, molecular function: neurexin family protein binding; signaling receptor activity. Gene Ontology annotation, biological process: synaptic vesicle endocytosis; neuron cell-cell adhesion; modulation of chemical synaptic transmission. The record is from RefSeq and is a predicted model, not a curated record. The transcript has 14 exons.
UAGCAUUACGUGUGUGUCGUGUGAAAAUCUCAGCUCGUUCAGAUUUUUCGCUAUUCAAUUUUCUUAUAUCCAAAAUGUAUACGCUGACUGAUUUAAUGGAAAAGCUACCAUUUUUAUCUCUGCUGGCCAACGAAUAAUACAUAUUACGAACUGACAAUUAUUAAUUUAAUAUGUAACAAUCGAUAAACAUCCUACAGAUAUACGAUAUUGAAAAAUUGUAACUCAGUUUUUUUUACAGAAAGUGUAUUCAUCAUGCUGUAUCUAAUAUUGGAUGUGAAAUAGUGGUGAUGACUUUGUAAUUAUGAAGAUGCGUCGUACUCGCAUAUGAGUGAAGAGAUAAAAUUGGGUGCAUUAGUGGCAAUAAGAUUUCUGAUUGACAGUUUUAUGAUCUCCAUGUAGGUCCUGGGUUGGGUAGUAAUGCUAUUUAGCUAACGCAAGCAAAAAAUUGAGCAUACACCAAACCGUUUGUGACAGUGUUAAAGAGAGUUGACAUAUAUCACUGUGUUUUCAAAGACUGACAUGAUAGUAAUCAAUACAAAAGGAUAAUAAUCGAUUUGCAGAUACACACCAUCACAGCUGGCUGUUUCUUUUCUAGAUGACAAAAAGAUGAAACUCAGACGCUGAGUUCCCGGUCACACCAAACGUCUCCGAGAAAGCAAAGAAACAUUUUCGUUCCCGCGUACGACCAUUAUUACUGGUGCCUUCACCGAAAGCAAUCGUACCAGUAUGAAAAGAGUUCCGAUAUUAUGCAGAAAAUUCCAACGCCAUACCACGUCGGUCAAGAUGAAGUUCAUUUUACUUCAUGCUCCAUUCAUCCGAGCCACCAGCACCUAAUACAGCUCAGCUCAGAGCCACUGUUUAUUGUUUCAGGCAAAGAAAGUUUUAUCAGUACAAUACAAUUGAUGUGUCAUUUUUUCCUAUGCUUCGUGGUGAGUAGUGCUACCUCUAGAGUAAAUCUGGUUUACACCCAUCAAGACAAGGCAUCUAACGUCGUUGCUCACCAUUCUCAUGAGAAGGAACAACUACAAUGCUUCAAGAAUAUAUUAAUCAAAGUCUACAUUCUUCUUCAAAGAAUAGCGCUGAUAAUUUCACCCAUCUUCACAUCUGUGAAUACAACUAUUAAGUUACACUCAUCGAGAAACAAUGAACUCUGCUGUUUUGUCUUUAAUAAACUCCAACCUUCUGAAUACUUCUCAUUAGUAUUUAAUACAGCAACAAAACCAGAAGAAUUUACAGCAGUCACCAAAAUAUACGACGAAAUAUCACAGGAACCGAAAAAUAAGGUAGCUUUAAUAUCAGAAGUAGUAGUGCAAGGAUGCAAGAAUUGUAUAGUUCAGGAAAUGUAUUCAAGAACUACCAAAUGUCAAAAACAAUAUGUACAGUACGAAAAACCAUUUUCUACUAACUAUAAAAUUCAACAUCAUGAGCUAAUCGUUAAUAAGCAGCACAAAUAUAUUGUGGAUGGAAUUGAUUACAUGCGUAAGAAAUUUACAAUAAAUAUUUACAAGGACUCUUCACGAAACUAUGACGUCUCCAAUACCAUUGAUUGGAUAGAUAUUAAGAUUUACAAAGCCAACAAUUGCAAUAACAUCUGUAAAAUAGCUUGGACUUGUCACUACAAUUGUGAGCAUCACAAGAAAACAAAGUUAUCAAUGAACGUCGGAAUUAGUGACAAUUUACUCGUCUGUAUAUGUACAACGCGGACAACGGAGAGAACCCCUUUGUACCACAAAACAGAAAAUGGUUCCUGUUGUAAAGUUGAAACUUUAUGCAGGAUUCUCAAAACGACAACCAAAAUGUUUGCGAUGACAUGGAUGCUGUUUCUGGUAAGGAGAUGGAAAAACAUGACUCUAAAUCUACAAAUGUUGCUUAUUCUAUCGCUAUGUAUACCGAUAGUAUCAUCGUCGUACCAGAAUAAUAAAUACAGCACCAACAUUAUCAAAACAAAGUACGGACCUUUGAGAGGCAUCGUGAUGCACUCAAAUCCCAUUGUAGAAGCAUUUCUUGGAGUACCAUAUGCCUCACCUCCAGUGGGGAGCUUACGGUAUAUGCCACCAGUAACACCAUCGACGUGGAAAACUACAAAACUGGCUGACAAUUUUUCACCCGUUUGUCCACAAGCGCUUCCAAAAUUACAGUAUGGAAAUGACGGUCUAUUUGAGCACCCUCGUGGUCGUCUGGCUCAUUUGAGACGUCUUCUACCAUUACUGUCCAACCAAUCUGAGGAUUGCUUAUAUCUUAAUCUAUACGUACCACGAUCUGGCGAAUCAGUCGAUCCCGAUGGAACAUCAAAAGCCACUAUAGUGUAUAUCCAUGGCGAAUCAUACGAAUGGAACUCAGGCAAUCCAUAUGACGGUUCCUUGAUGGCAGCUGAUGGAAAUGUGAUCCUUGUUACGGUUAAUUUUAGGUUAGGUAUCCUAGGUUUUAUGAAAACAGGAGCAAAGAGUAGUGCCCAAGGAAAUUUUGGAUUGAUGGAUUUGGUAGCUGCACUACAUUGGCUGCGGGAAAAUCUCUCAGCAUUCCAUGGCGAUCCAUCGCGAAUUACAUUGAUGGGUCAUGGGACAGGUGCUGCAUUAGCCAACAUUUUAGUUGUAUCCCCUGUAGCUAGUGAUUUAAUUCGACGGGUAAUUCUAUUAAGCGGUUCCGCUCUAUCACCUUGGGCUAUCCAAAGGGAUCCAUUAGCAAUAAAACAAAUGGUUGCCAAUCAAACCACAUGCAAACUUGAUUUACUAUCCGACGACUUAGCUCCGUGCUUAAGGACUAAAUCAGUCUCCGAACUACUUAGAAUAACUCCUUCAAAUCCAAGAUUUCUACCCGGAUAUGCACCUUUCGUGGAUGGUACAGUAAUUAUUAAUCCCAGAACAACAAACGUUCGUCUACCUACAUUGCCAUCGGGUUCAGCAAUUACAAGCACAACUGGAAUCGAAUUUGCAAAUUUUCCGGCAAGCGAGUUAUUGUUUGGAUUGACGUCUUAUGAAUCAUACAACGACCUUAGUGCUCAAGAUUUGGAGUUUGGCUUUAAUGAAACACGAAGAGACCGCAUUCUACGAACAUACGUACGAAAUGUGUUUCACUUUCAUUUGAAAGAAAUUUAUUCAUCAUUAAGGAAUGAGUACACCGAUUGGGAGCAUCCGCCUAGAAAUCCACUAGGACAUCGUGACACAAUUCUCGAACUAUUGAGUGACGGUCAUACAGCUGCACCACUAGUGCGGUUGGGUUAUUUACAUAGUCUUCAGGAAGGGAAAUCAUAUUUUUUACAUUUUAGACAUCAAUCCGACGAACGUGACUUUCCUCAGCGUGGAGGUUCCGUUCGUGGUGAAGACGUGCCUUUCACUUUUGGACUUCCACUAUCACCAUUAUUUCCGUCUAACUAUUCACACGACGAGAAACAGAUAAGUCGAAUAUUAGUUCAGUAUCUGACAAACUUCGCCAAGACAGGCAUGCCAAAUGGACUGAAAUCUUCAAAUGCCAUGGAUAAAUCCGAUAUAAGUCAUGGCAGUGCACGAAAUUUUCACAAUAGCAAAAACAACCAUCGCUACAAACGAUCGAACUACAAAUUUUCUCUACGUAAAGAUCAAAUAUCACUUUUCCUAAAUAACAGGCUCUUAAAGAGUCUCUACCGAAGCAGUUUGAACAAUAGUGAAUUCAAUGUUGAAAGUGCUGAUAUAUAUCAGAACAAUAACGACAACGAUAGUUGGGAUGACACUAUAAAUUCAAUGGCUGAUGAACCCGAUGACAAUGAAGCUAUGCGAGAUAGUUCUGGAAUUGUGGGACGAGAACAAUUCAAUGAUAACGAUAGUAAUGAUAGCAGCGAUGGUAACGAUCGAUUCGAUGAUGUGGAGAAAAAAGCGAUACUAAAACUGGAAAACUGGGAAAUGUAUGAUUCCAUCAACCAGAUUUACCUGGAGAUAGGUAAGUCUGGGUGCAGUACAGUGUCGCGAAGCCAUUACCGUGGACAUAAGUUAUCAAUGUGGUUGAGUCUCAUACCACAGUUGCACUCAUUCGAUGAUGCAGCGUAUCUUCCUAUGCGACAUCAUCACUUCACUGAUGAUAAACCGGAGUAUUUUGAUGGAAGGUUGAAGGAACCGCCAAAUAUAACGCUACCAAGGCUUAUCACCAUAGCUAAAUCAACAACAAAGCCGCAUAAGACUGAAACAAAUGUUGUAACAUUUGCACAAACAGUACCAACAGAAUGCCCACCAAACAUGACCAUAAUGCCACCAGUCGCUGCAACGUAUCCGCAGCGAAACCAGAUGAACACAGCAGAAAGUAGCAAAGAUAUCAUCAAUCAAAUGUCUGAUUCACAGUAUCAGAACUACUCUACAGCAUUUAAUAUCACCAUCGGAGUGGGAUGCUUUCUGCUGCUACUGAAUGUCAUUAUUUUCACUGCUAUAUACUACCAGAGAGAAAAACAUGCAAACCUUAACAAGCAAAAGGAAAUCAAUGCGGCAGAGGAGGCAACACAUGUUACACUAUCAUCUUUGGACGACAGAUUCGAACAACAAAAGAUCCUCAGGGAUAUUGAGACUGACACGGUUAGGGCUAAGUUCAACCCAAAUUUGCAGAGCGUAUCUGGCGAAGCAUCGUUCAACGAAUACAUGUGCAAUGAUCAUACUGGAACGAAAAAAAAAUGCAUCAUCGUAGAUGUUUGUAGUUCAGAACUAUCCCUUAAAGAGUAUCCCUAUGCGUCACCAAGAGGAUCAACUACUGGCAGCAUGCGAAGAUCUAUAACACCAGAAACCUACAAGAAUUUAUCGCGUGAAAAUCUCACAUCUGUACCUCAAGCUUAUUCGUCGCAACCUUCAUCAAUGUCAGACUCAUCAUCCAAUACAGUCAGUACGUGCCAACAGAUGCGACAAAAUGCCACAACCACUACAGGCAGCCAGUGUACGCAAUCCGAACAAACAUGUCUACCAGAAACACAAGAAAUAGGUACUACCGUGAACGAGGUUGAUCUAGAAUUUAACUCCAUGAUGCUGGAAACAACACAUACUAGCCGUUCCGUGGGAUUUCAAGGAGGCAUUCUACGACAGCAAACAGGUUCCAUCAUUCAUGGAACUACCAAAAAACGUGUUCAAAUACAGGAAAUAUCUGUAUGAUGUACAAAGCAGAUUGUUCUUCCGAAAAUCGAAAUCUUAACAAUACGAUUUCUGCGCUUUCAAUACGUGAAGCGUUUACAAUAAUCGAUAAAUAAAUGUAAAUAAUUGUA